AACAACAUAUAUAUAUUUUUCUACAAUAUUAAAGGGUAAGGAAAUGCAGGAGAACCUGUGCCAGGAAGUCAUAGCCCGCAAUGUGCCGCAGUUGGUGGAAUUGCUUUUGGGUUCCUCCAUCGAAGGCGGUGGAAAGGUCGAUGGCAAGGUGGACCGAGCCACCUUUGAGAGUUGUCAUAGGUAUGCCAUGAAUCACUUGCUGUUUCCUUAUCAAGAGGGGUCCUCCCCGGAGGCCGUGUGGACCGACAUGAACCACUUCAUGGAACGCUAUCGCAGCGAAAAGCUGGGAGAAUUCGGGGAAACCUUUAAGCAGCUGGCUAGUGUGGUGCUAAAUCAUCCGAUCUAUGCGAAUCACAAGGUUAAGAACCUUCAGUGGCGGAUAAUGGACUUUAUGCUCUGUGUAAACUACAGAGCUUUUCGUACGGUCCACCACAAUUUAGAGGAAAUGGAUAAGUAUCGAAAGAGUAUCCUGGAGGCCCUCACUCUGGCCAAAAAAGGUUCGGUGGUGGUUCGAAAUGAUGUGGAGCAGAAGGAUUCCGAAAUUAGUGAUGUAUCUGAUACACCUAAGGCUGAAGACAAUCUGUCUUCCAAUGAAGAAACCAACUCCAAUAGCCAGAGUCCCAGUUCCAAGGAGCAUAUCAACUCAGAUAGUGCUGAUAGUCCUCCAACAAAUAAAUCGCCGGACCCGGAACCCAUUGAAUCAUUGAACACCUCGGAGUACAGGCGCAUCCCCAGUAUCAAAAAAAAAUAUGUGCGCUUUGCUAUAGAACAAGCUAGGAAAUCAAAGGAGAAAAAAAUAUCACCCGUCCAGGAACCCAUUGAAUCAUUGGAAACCGUGGAGCACAGCUAUAUUACCGAUGAUAAGCCCCCAUCUAACCAGAUCUUUGUUAAGGAAAAGUUCGCCAUGAAAGAGGCCAAAAUGAUGUUGAAAUUGAAUCUUACUCUGGAUGAAUCAACGGCGGAGAGACCCACAAUGGUAAAGUACUUUAAGGAAUCGAAUGACCUAUUCUCCAGAAUUCGGACACCCUGGUGGCAUGUGGAUGUCCAUGUCUUCCAUCCGCCGGAAAUCUUGGCCAGCAAUUUUACCAAGGGUUACGGAGACUAUUUGAUCUAUCGUCUCAGGGUAAAUCGUCACUCGGUGCGAAAGAUAAGCGAGGAGCACCAGUUGUUGACAGAACUGAUUGUACUUUUCUUCAAAUCCGUAAAGAGUGCAGACCUCCAGAUGUUGGAUGAUAAGAUGGAGUUGCGGACGGAGGAGCCAAUCACUUUUGCACUCAAACAUGUACUAGAAGGUCCCCACUUGGGUCAGAUUAUCAGCUCCCUGAAGCAGAUGCGCCACCUCAGAAAGUUUGUAGAGAGCCAUGUUCUGAAAAUAAUGUCUAGUUUUGGCUUGGAGACUCUGCAUUUCUUCAGUGUUGCUCUGCGACGACUGCUUCGACCUGUAAUCGAGUUUCUGGUUUAUUUUGAGAAGCGUUUGAACAGUGGUAUUGAAAUACCUACCCUGCAUCACUUUAUAGAUACUUCAAGAUGUCAUUUAGAAAGGAUCCAGUUGCUGUAUGAUCUCUCAAAAGAAACUAUUGAAGAACAGGCAUCCAUGAGAGCCCUAAGAGUUAUAAACACGUUAUUCACAAACACUUCGAAGACUACUCAUCCCAAAAUGCUGCGAUCCUUGAGUGCAUCCUUACUUCUCCACUCCUUGGAAUCCUACUGUAAUUUUCUAGAUAGCUGGUGGUCUACAGGGGAUUUCGAGGACUGGCACGAGGAGUUUCCCUACCAAAGAAUCCUGAUCGAAGGACGAACGGAGUACACAUUGAGAAAGUUAUGUGUGCCAAUUGAGGAACUCCUAAGUAGUGGUUUGUUUUACAUCAUCCAGCGGCAUAUUUUUGGAUCCAGUGAAGCAGUUGCCAUACUAUUUGAUGGCCGGAAGAUAAGUGACUUUAACUCCUUGCAUGGAAUCACUUCGCAGACAUCUCUGCACGAUUCAUUAAUAUCUGGAGUUCUUGGGGAACUAGCUCCCUAUCAGAUAGAGAAAAUAGAGGAGUUGAACUAUGCGCCGGAUAUCCUACAGCAGUUAGAAUCCUCUGAGCUGGAUGCUGUACGUCGGCUGUUCUACUCCUUUCACAUGGAAACACGACCGGAUCCAAAAAGACCCGUCUCAUUUUCGAUUGAUGAGCUGGUAAGAAACUUCCAGGCCUGUGUUCACUAUACUCCCAUUUCGGAUAUCAUCUCACAGGAGUUGCAAAGAUUACUGCACCGUAGAUGUCUGUUGGCAAACUCUUAUAUUUCUGAUGUGGUGAAGUAUUUACAGAUGAAUAACAUUGUAAGACACAUUAGAACAGUUUAUCUCCUCAUAAACUAUGACCUCAUAUGGAGUGAGCUUGAGUUGUUUUUUGAGUUUCUCGAGAAAAAUCAAUUGAUAGAGGCCUCUAAUAAACUAAAAGAUAUAGUGGUUAACCAGGAUCCGCGGAUGGGGUACCUGUUUCAAGUCUCUUUACCCAAACAACAACCUGAAUUAAUCUCUCUCAUGGUCAGCCCUGAUCCCUUACUUAAUCGAGUGAUUAGCCAGGAGCAGUUCGAGCAGAUGAACAUCUGCUUUCAACUAAAGUUGAACCUGCAAUUGGCACUUUAUCAGUUAAAAAAGUUGCCUACCUUUAAUAACUCAAAGCCAGAGCGAUUGGUUAUUGCUCUUCGAUCACUCCAAAAUUCCCUAACUUUGGCACUUGAAGAGCAGCUUUUGAAAUUUGAUAAAAUUAACCAGAUUUUAAAGGACUUUUAUGUCAUUGAACCCGAAAUAAAUGAAUCUACCUUUUUGAUUGAGCUGAGAAUAAACCAGGAACUGUUUAUGUUUCGAUUAAAGGAAAGAAUGGCUGAAGAAUUUGGAGGAUUCCCAUACAAUUGCAGCUUGCAGGAGGUCCUUAGUCUGAGCGGAGUUUUCAGGUACCGAUGGCUUAGAGUUUGGGCCCUUAUAAAUGACUUUGGUAGGCAGAAGGCCAGAAACAUCUUUGAGAUGAAGUACGAUUGGUUGCGGAACAACUACCUGCAGUCCACUCUCAAAAAAUGCAAGGCAAUUGGUUGCGUUCUCAACCACAGAUGA
This is a messenger RNA of Drosophila suzukii, 3094 nucleotides long. It is a transcript of the gene t-Grip128, whose product is annotated as testis-specific gamma-tubulin ring protein 128. The record is from RefSeq and is a predicted model, not a curated record. Lineage: Eukaryota; Metazoa; Arthropoda; Insecta; Diptera; Drosophilidae.